GCGCCCCCUGCAGGCGGUCCUUGGAUCUGGCGCGCCCGCCCACGUGUUGCGGAACAGCGCCGAGGGGGGCGUGGAAAAGUUUGUAGCCCUGGCGCCAAAUCCCCAGGAACAGCGACUGUCUUUGCGGGACGCCUUUUCCUCAAGGUGUGUAAAAUGGCAGAGAGACCCGUCUGGGAGCAAAUUGGAACCAGUUUUAUACAGCUGUAUUAUCAACAGUUUGAUAACAACAGGGAACAAUUGGGAGCCCUUUAUACAGAUGCUUCGUGUUUGUCAUGGGAAGGACAACAGUUCCAGGGAAAAUCCUCAAUUAUGGAAAAAUUGAUGAGACUCCCUUUCCAAAAAAUUCAGCACAGCAUCACAUCCCAAGAUCAUCAGCCAACUCCUGACAAUUGUAUUCUUAGUAUGGUAGUGGGUCAGCUGAAGGUGGAUGACGAUCCAGUGAUGGGAUUUCAUCAGUUGUUUGUCCUCAAGAACAUUAAUGAUAAAUGGGUUUGUUCCAAUGACAUCUUUCGGCUGGCUCUUUACAACUAUGCUUAAAACCUCUGUUUUCAAGUGCUCCUUUCCUUUUCUAAAAUGUAUAACUAAACAAAACCUAGUUUGAAGUUAUUUUUUGUGAGAUUCAUGUUUGAAAGAACAUGUAUGUCCUGUUGUGUUAAUUAAAAUAACUAGUAUGUUUAUUUUGCCAGAUAUAUCUAUAUUCCUCUCCUGUACAUCUGUCACAUAAAAUAUCUCAUAAAUUGUCUUGGAUUUUUAAAUAGCAUUACAUUUGCUGAAACCUAUGAUUUUUAAUAGCAUACUUUUUAACAAAAUAACCACUACGAAACCCAUUUGGUAGACAUGAGCCGAGGUUUUGCUAUUCCAUAAUGCCUUUCCUUUGUACAACUUGCAACCACAUUUUCACAUUAUUUGUUAAUAUGGUGAAGUCGACUCAGGAUAAAAUGUGCUUGUCAAUUCGGCAUAAGAAAUAUGUUGUUUAAAUAAAUUCUGACAAGGA
This is a messenger RNA of Anolis carolinensis (green anole), 994 nucleotides long. RefSeq names its product nuclear transport factor 2-like. Gene Ontology annotation, molecular function: nuclear import signal receptor activity. The record is from RefSeq and is a predicted model, not a curated record. Gene Ontology annotation, biological process: protein import into nucleus. The transcript is spliced from 5 exons. Lineage: Eukaryota; Metazoa; Chordata; Lepidosauria; Squamata; Anolidae. Gene Ontology annotation, cellular component: nuclear pore central transport channel. The coding region runs from base 154 to 537 and encodes 127 amino acids.